Molecule: messenger RNA, 483 nt
Organism: Exophiala xenobiotica
Lineage: Eukaryota; Fungi; Ascomycota; Eurotiomycetes; Chaetothyriales; Herpotrichiellaceae
Exons: 1
Coding region: 1-483 (160 amino acids)
Source: RefSeq, a predicted model, not a curated record
AUGGGCCACUAUUUCGCUCGCUAUUCUCGCGAGUCAAGUGAGUCAAGCCAGUCAAGCGUGGACAGUGACGAUCGUAUGAGAAUUGUAUACGUUCUCAACGACACUUGUGCUGUGCCGAAGGGCCCCAAGAAACCACCACGAGAGAAAUACACCGAGGAGGAGGCCUAUUUCAUCUGGUACCACAGAAUCGACUUGAAUAUGCCAUGGAAUAAAGUGCUGGAGGCAUACAGUCGCAACUUUGCGGAGACGAGGAAGAAAGCAGGCCUACAAUGCCGCUUCUACCGCAUUGUGGACCAGCAUAAGGUCAAAAAGGUCCGCCAGCAAGGUCGUCCAGAACGCAACACUAGAGGCUAUCACAUCGAAAAGUUCGGGGUCAUCGCCCAAACCGACCGCAGGUACCACUGGAUGAGGCCAGAACAUUUAGAGUGUCAGCCCCUGCCAAGAUUGUGGGCUCGCCCUGGUGCUUGGGGAGGCCAGAGAUGA